Molecule: messenger RNA, 1074 nt
Organism: Calliphora vicina (urban bluebottle blowfly)
Lineage: Eukaryota; Metazoa; Arthropoda; Insecta; Diptera; Calliphoridae
Gene: wntD
Product: wnt inhibitor of Dorsal
Exons: 1
Coding region: 1-999 (332 amino acids)
Biological process (GO): multicellular organism development; positive regulation of JNK cascade; canonical Wnt signaling pathway
Cellular component (GO): extracellular region
Molecular function (GO): cytokine activity; frizzled binding
Source: RefSeq, a predicted model, not a curated record
AUGACAAAUUUUACUGUGAUAACUAUCGUGACACUCAGUUGUUUGACUGUGGCUUUGGGUCAAGCACAACUGCUGGAUCAGCUGAACUACUUCGCCAGCCAAAGUCAAUAUGCUGCCCAAGUAUAUUCGCAACUACAGGCACCAUUCUCUAUGGAAAAUGUUAUGGUCAACAGCUUGGAGACUGCAAUGCAAACAUGCCAAAACAGUUUCAAAUGGGAACGUUGGAAUUGCCCCAGCUCCGAUUUCUUUCUAAGACGCACAUCGAAAUCUUUAUCCUUGGAUCGUGAAGACUCAUAUAUCAAUGCCGUAACUACAGCUGCCGUCUUGUACACCAUCACCAAAAAUUGUUCCAGUGGCAUUAUAGCUGGAUGUGGUAGUUGUUCCGACAAUCCCUACAGCUCCCAAUGCUCGGACAAUCCAAAGGCAGCCGAACAAAUGCUUAAACAACAUGUCAGUACCGAAUUUGCUGAUGAUUUCUACGGUAAAAUAUCGAAGCACAACUACAAGGCCAUCACCAACUUGCUGGAGAAGUCCCUGAUCAAACAAUGUGGCUGUGCUGUUUUGGGUCCCAACGGUUUGUGUGCCAAAGAAAUUUGCCUCCAAGUACUCAAGCCUUUCGAAGACAUUGCUGUAGACAUACGUCAGAUGUACGACGAAGGUCUCCAACUAAGCAACACUCCCGAAAACUCACGCAUCAUGUGGGACAAUAUUCCUUUGGAUGCUUUGGUUUAUAUGAAGGAUUCGCCCAAUUACUGCGAACCCGAUGCUGUACCCCACUGGAAUGGUAUGCGAGGUCGUCAAUGUUCUACCGGCACAAAUGGUGAAAAUCUCUCUGAAGAAGAACGUACACGCUGCCGCUACCUUUGCCGUGCAUGUGGUUACACGGUGCGUCCCAAAAAUGUUGUCACCGAAACUCGCUGCAACUGUAAAAUCACGUGGGGCUUUCAAGUUCAAUGCGAAAAGUGUGUUACAGUUCAAAGACAAUACUACUGUUACUAACUGAAUGUGCACAUGCCUUCAAUAUCGCUGGACGAAACGUUAACUUUCUGGAAAUGCCAAACACCUGAAAAUAAU